GGGGGUGCUUGGGGAAUGUAGAGUUCUGCCUCUGGACAAGAUUAUAAAUAAAUGAUUCAAGCAAAGAGUUGGUGUUAAAUCACAAAGAUCAUCUAGGAAUGCUCUCUCUCAAUUCUUUAACUCCGUUGGUGUGUGUAAGUACAUAGUAGAGGCCACGGAGCUGGGGGAAACUCAUGCGAGGGCAUUCCUCCCUUCCAAGGACCUUCCUUAAAGUGUAAGUACUGUUAAAUUCCUCUUUAUUUGACUUUUUCCCCCCUAGAUUAAAUUACUUUCAAACUCAUAAAGCCUAUUUAAGUCUUUGGUUUUAAUCAUUGUCACAUCUGAGUGUCUGCCACUCAGUUUUGGUUUGGUUUGCUCUGAGCCUAAUAAUCCGUCUUUGAGGUCAUAGCUGUUUCAUAGCAACCUUGACCCAAGUGAGUGAUGGGCUCCUGUGUUCUGUGGAGGUAAGGGAGUAGGCCAAGAGGUGGGCAGGAUUAUGUAUCCCCUCCCCCCAAAAAUACCUUCAGCACCCUUGUGAAGGAGGAGUGUCUAGAAUGGGGAGAGGGGCUGUAUUUGGUAUUGCCUAUCUUGCCCAUAAACAUUCGGAUUCUAAAAGGGCAGCUUGGUCCUUGUUUCCGUGAAUUUUCAUUUCUAUUUAAAAUUCCUUACCCAUGAACAGAGUUUCACACUUUACCAAGUGUUUUCAUGUACAGUUUAUCAUUUAUUGCCCAAAGUGACCCCCCCGAAGUAGUCAAGGCAUUCUUAAUUUACAAAGGAGAAAAUAGAAAUUCGGGAAGGAUCAAUCACUUGCUUGCCUCCCAGUCCAGAGUUCUUAAUCCUUUUUUUACAGAAAGUUUAGGAGCCUUUAAAGUCAGUAAUAACUUAGUGCAAGGUAAUCCUCUUUUAUUUAUUUUUUUAGACCUGGUAUUUGAUUUCUGGGUCAGAUUUAAUUGGGGUUUUGAAGCUCUUUAAUUUGGAUCCCAUGUUCGGAGAGGAGGGGUGGGGUGAGGAGGAGUAGCUUCGCAAUGCAUUCGAAGUAAUUUGGACAUUCACUUCAGAAGCUGAAGUCUCUUCGUCUUUGUCUUCCCAAGAGGGUGGGUUUAAGUUCAUGGUAAGGGCGUGGACAGAAUGAAGACUGGAGAGGUGGGCACCAGCGAGCAAGAGCUAGUAAAGCAGCAACGUGGUGACUUUUUCCUCUGCCUUGUGGCCUCGCCUGUUCCUAAGGACUGGACCCGUGUUGAUCGAGUCACAGUGUGUCCUUGACCACGGGUGCAGCCCAUCUUCUGACGUUGAGGGAGAUCCUGCGUCAAAGGAAUGGAGUGAUGAUGUAGAGGAUUCGCCGGGGACAGCUUGGGUGCCGGCUGACAGUGGGGAGACAUGAGGACCUCGGCCGCUGGUUUCCUUCUUGGGAGCCUGGUGUUGGCCUUUGGUCUGCCUUUGGUGGUGACUUCACCGAAAACACUGGCCAUCCCAAAGAAACUGCAGCAAGCCAUGGGGAGGGUUAUUGUCAAUGCCACCACCUGCACGGUCACCUGUGGCCUUGGCUAUAAGGAAGAGACGGUCUGCGAGGUCGGCCCUGAUGGCGUGAGAAGGAAGUGUGUGUCUCAGCGCUUGGAGUGUCUGAUGAACUGGGUCUGCGGGAUGCUCCACUUCACCGUCCACAGAGGGAAGGCGUUUGAGCUGAGCUGCCUGAGUUCAGACAUCCUGCAGGUGGGGAAGGAGGCUUUCCGGUUCACCUGGAGGCUGGCUCGUGGCAUCAUCUCAACUGAUGAUGAAAUUUUCAAACCCUUCCGGGCCAAUUCGCACUUGGUGAAGUUUGAGUCUAUUCAGGAGUACGACUCUGGGACAUACCGGUGCGAUGUGCAGCUAUUAAGGAACUUGAAAUUUGUCAAGAGGCUCUAUUUCGGGCUGCGGGUCCUUCCCCCUCACUUGGUGAACCUGAAUUUCCAUCAGUUCCUUACUGAGAAUCAGAAGUUAGUCGAUCAGGGUCUGGAAGUGAAUCUGGACAACAGUUCUAAGCCUCAGCACCCACCGUGGGAAAAAAAGGUGGCCAUAGCCUUGGGAGUAGGAAUCGCCAGUGGAGUGGUUGGUGGCGUGUUGCUGGUCGUUGCCCUGGGCAGUGGGCUGAGGCUGAUGCAUGGCAGUGACGGCCUCGAGUCCUUCAAAGCCUUCCUCUGGAAAGGCUGGCUGUCCAGGAACCCGGACCAGUUUAGGAAGCCAGGCUAGCUUUUUAAAGGAGUAUCUGGCGGUCUGAUUGUGGCCUGGCUAGGAGGGAGGGGGCUUCCACUGCCCCAAGAGUGGGGUACAUGGAGAGGGGCAACGUCAUGGGAGUUCACUGCGCAAUGUUCCAGAUGGAUCUCUUCCUGAUCUUCCUGCCACGAGGCCCCCAAAAAGCCUAACCCUAGGCACCACCACUGCUCCUGGGGAGAGUUCUGGCUUCCAAGCUUGCAUUCACAAUCUCUUAAAACUUGACGCCUCUCCGCCUCCGUCCCUUCUUCUGAGCAGUAUAAUCUUGUAGAAGGACAUGUAAACAGCUUUCCUAGUGGAAACCGUUUUCUCCUCUUCAAUAAAAAUCAUUCACAGUAGCUGCUUGCAGACCUCACCUUCUCUGUUCUUUAGUUAAAAAUCUCUUCCAACUGUUUGAGUGGCCCCCUGAUCAGUCCAGCUUUCCUUUUCCUCCGACUUCUCAGAACGGACAUUGCCCACAUUGCUUUGUAGAAAGACAUAUGCCCUCGUGUGGCGGAGCCAAGGCCUCUGACCUGGUUGUGUUAAUGGUCACUAAAUGUUUUAAGUUGCCCCUUCUGUACUCCCUGGGCGAACCGUCUGUGUUAAGCAUUAAGCUGAUUCCUGGCGGAGCACUGGAUUCUCCGGUAGCUUUCCCCCCACGGUUUCUCUACUUGCUCCCUGCUCCUCUCCUCGCUCUUCCAGUGCCCACAAGUGUGUGUUCCUAGAGAAGUCAAGUGUGUUGGUUUCUUAGAGCCGCCAAGGCCACCAAAGGAAGAACUAAGACCUUUCUACCUCCAUAGGAAAUCAAUCCCAAGACCCACAGAGGCCAUUCAGACUGUGUGAGAUAAUCAGCCUGUGGGGUUGUCGGGGCAAAGGCUCUUGGCCACCAGCUGAGCUAAUUCUGAGAGAAUUGGGGCAUUUCUUCCCCCUCACUUUCCUCCAGCUGCACACGUGGCAGUGGAUGUGAAGACUUGGGCUAGCGGUUGUCUUCUCUAGCUGUGUGUCUGAGUCAACCCGGAUGAGCUUUUGAAGAAUGAAAUGCCUGAACCCCAAAUCCAAGGAUGCUAAUAGGUUCACUUUGAAUUAUGGCUGACGGCUGUCUGUUGGUCUACUGUUAAAUAUAAUUUCAAGGGUGCGUGACUGGCUCAGUCGGCAGAGCGCGUGACUCUUGACCUCAGGAUUGUGAUUUCGGUCCCCCAUGUUGAGCAUAGAGCUUAAUUUUUUUAAAAAGUUAA
Messenger RNA from Lutra lutra (Eurasian river otter), 3440 nucleotides. It is a transcript of the gene TMEM81, whose product is annotated as transmembrane protein 81. The coding region runs from base 1357 to 2205 and encodes 282 amino acids. The record is from RefSeq and is a predicted model, not a curated record. The transcript has a single exon. Lineage: Eukaryota; Metazoa; Chordata; Mammalia; Carnivora; Mustelidae.